AUGAUUAUGAACUUAUUUGGAAUGAAUUCUUUUAAAGUUUGGAUGUGUUUGGUUGUGGUGGCCGGUGCGCGCGCACGCUCUGCGCCGCCCGCCCCCGUCGGCUGUCAGUGGGACUACUCGGACGCCAAGUUGAGUGAAUCAAACUUUCUCACGUGUAACAUUAAAACCAUCGGCUCAGCGGAUUUCUUGUUUAAAAACAUAACCACUGCGCAGGCGUACAAUAUCAACAAAUUAGAACUUACUUGCACUGAUUUACUGUUCUUUGAAAGUUCUUUGCACAUGAAUACAGGCAGUUUUUUAGGACAAUUGCGAAAACUCGAGGACCUGCGCGUUGAGUUCUGCAAAAUACGUUACGUCCCAGCGACGGUUCUCUCACCGUUACGUGAUUUAACAAGUUUGACUCUACGUUCUCAUAAUACAGAUUGGCCUGCCAUGACAAUGGAAUUUCAUGCAGAGAGUUUUCGGGGCUUAAUGGAACUUCGAUCUUUGGAUUUAGGUGACAAUAAUAUUUACUUGUUACCAUCCGAAGUUUUUUGCCCUCUAUUUAGUUUGGAAUCACUAAAUUUAACAAACAAUAGAUUACAAGACAUAUCUGAUAUUGGAUUUUCUAACUGGGGAAAAGGACCAAUUGCACCCGGUAAAUCUUGCAACACGGGAUUAAAAAUGCUUGACUUGUCACAUAAUAAUAUUUUAAGACUGCCUGAUAACGGUCUUUCAAGCCUCAGAUCUUUAGAAGUGUUGAAUAUUCAGAAUAAUUUAAUUAAUGAAAUAGGCGACAGAGCUUUUGUCGGAUUAAAUUCAUUAAAAAUUCUUAACUUAUCGGGGAAUAAGCUAGUGGCUGUGCCACCGGAAUUAUUUCAAUCUUCACGUGUCAUCAAAGAAAUCUCAUUAGCCAAUAAUUCUCUAUCAGUAUUGGCACCGGGAUUAUUGGAAGGCCUUGAUCAACUAGAAAAAUUAGAUCUCUCUAGAAAUCGGCUCACGAAUGAUUGGGUGAAUAGAGAUACAUUUGCUGGAUUAAUACGUUUAAUUAUUUUAAACUUGUCUAAUAAUUUACUUACACGUUUAGACCCAAAAUCAUUUCAAGACCUCAAUAACUUACAAGUUUUAAACUUGGAUAACAAUGCAAUCGAAGUUAUUAGUAAUGGUGCUUUUGUAGAAUUGAAAAAUUUACAUCAAUUAUCAAUGUCAGAUAAUAAAAUAAAAAUAUUGAAUGAAAAUAUUUUCUCAAAUUUAUUUGUACUCAGUCAAUUAUAUUUAGAUAACAAUCAAAUAUCUACAAUACAUGAACGCUGUUUUGAAAAUAUUACAUACCUCCAAGACUUAGGACUUAAUGGAAAUAACUUAAACAUGAUUCCUACCGGCAUUAAAAAACUGAGAUUUUUGAAAUCACUUGAUAUUGGAAAAAACAACAUAACAAAAGUGAGCAAUACUUCUUUUGAAGGUUUAGAGGAACUAUAUGGUUUGCGUCUUGUCGACAAUUACAUUACAAGUAUACCAAAAGAUACAUUUAGUUCUUUACCAUCAUUACAGGUUUUGAACUUAGCUUCAAAUAGAAUUGAAACAAUAGAACAAGAUGCAUUUCUCUCAAACCCAACUUUAAAAGCUAUUCGUCUAGAUGGAAAUAAACUUACAGAUAUUCGAGGCGUAUUCAACAAGUUAAACACUCUAGGCUGGUUAAAUAUAUCUGAUAAUAAACUUAUAUAUUUCGAUUAUAGCUAUAUGCCAGAGACCCUUGAAUGGCUCGACAUUCAUAUGAAUAAUAUAACAAAACUAGAUAACGAGCAAAACGUGCAACAAAACAUCCGAAUGCUCGACGCUAGCUACAAUGCUUUAGAAAACGUCGAUGAAAGGUCGAUACCAGAUUCAAUAGAGAUCCUUUUCUUAAAUAAUAACAAAAUUCAUACAAUUUAUCCAGGUACAUUUAUACAGAAACGAAAUUUAGAAAAAGUUAUUAUUACUGACAAUAAGCUGAGAACCGUAGAGUUAGCGGCAUUCACGCUACCUCAUAUACCGAGACAUAGAAUAUUGCCAAGAUUCUUUAUUGGAAAUAAUCCAUUUGUAUGUAACUGUCACAUGAUAUGGCUACAAAAAAUAAAUCUUUGGAAUCACAUGAGACAAUAUCCUAGAUUUGAGGAUUUAGACUCGAUUACUUGUGAAGUAGUUAGCAACAAGUAUGGCGGAAAGGAGAAAUUAAUGGAUGUUCCCGAAACACAGUUCCUUUGUUCUUAUGAAACUCAUUGUUCUUCAAGUUGUUUCUGUUGCGACUUCGAAGCUUGUGAUUGUAAAAUGACCUGUCCUGAGGGUUGCUCUUGUUUUCAUGAUAGUAAUUGGAAUUCUAAUGUCAUUGAUUGUUCGAAAGUUGGAUAUACUGAAGUGCCUGAGAAGAUACCUAUGGACGCUACAGAAUUGUAUCUAGAUGGAAACGACUUUGGUUCGCUAGGAAGCCAUCUUUUUAUUGGAAAGAAAAAGCUACAUAAAUUAUAUUUAAAUAAUAGCAAUAUUGCCUACAUUGACAACGAUACAUUCAAUGGAUUACAUUCACUUAAUGUAAUUCAUCUCGAAAAUAACCAUUUGACUGAACUGUCUGGCGGAGAAUUCUCCCAAACUAAGCAUUUGCGAGAGUUAUAUUUGAAUGAUAACCUUUUAGUAAAUGUCUCAAAUAAGACCUUUGAAAAUCUACCUUCUCUACGUAUUGCACACAUACAAGGGAAUAAAAUAUUAGAUAUUGAUAAAAAAAUGUCAAAAACCUCUCACUUAGAAGAUCUCAAAGUACGAGGGAACGUAUUCACUUGCGCGUGUGACAAUUUAAUGGCUCUGCAAAAUUGGUUCAAGAAGUAUAAUGAAGAUCCAGCAGAAAUGUUUUGUGUAUCUGAGAACAAUUCUAAUUUAAAUCUUACAGUGUUUGAUGUGAUAGAUAAGUGUCGUGACUCUGGUAUAUUAGACAAUUCUAUUCCAACUGAAAAUCAACCUUAUCAAUAUGAUGAAAUUAGCACUAUUAAGUUAAAUUUUGUACCUCUUUUAGCUGUAGUAUUAAUAAGCGUGAUUCUUAUAUUACUAUUCGGUGCUUUAGCAUUCUCUUUUAGACAAAAUGUACGCCUAUGGGCCCAUUCUAAGUAUGGAGUUAGAUUAUUUAAGAGUGCUUCUAUCCAGGAAAGUGAGCUUGAUAGGGAUAGGCUUUAUGAUGCAUAUGCAGUUUAUAGUUUGUUAGAUGAUGAUUUCGUAACUAAGAUAGUAGCACCUGAGAUGGAACAUUGUGGCUAUACUAUGUGCUUUCACUAUAGAGAUUUACAACACGCUCCAGAAAAUUAUUUAUCAGAACAAAUUACAAACGCUGCAGAAUCUUCAAAGAGAUUGAUAAUUUUUGUUUCGUUUAAUUUCUUACAAAAUGAAUGGUCUAAAGUUUGGUUCAAAGAGGCAAUAAAACAUGUUAUCACAUCCAUUCACCCUUCCAUAAGACGGCAUAGAGUAGUUUUUAUUUUAACAACGGACGUGAGCGCGUUAAAUUUAGAUUUAGAUUUCCAGAACUAUUUAAAGAGUUGUAAUGUAUUACUUUGGGGAGAGAAAAAAUUUUGGGAGAAAAUGAGGUUCCUUAUGCCGGAUAUUUCAAACUUGCAAUGGAAUAAGGACGCCAUUAAUUAUAAUCGCGGUGUGUGUUCUAAUGGUAGGCGACAUCCCUCUCGUUACACUGCUUCACCUACGGCGCCGGAGCUUUGGUAUAAAUACGAUGCAAUUCCUCCCCAAACACCAACGUCUGCUAAUGUAGGUAUUCAUAUUGAAGACGAUACAUCUAUGCUAACUAAUACAACAAUAACGAGUCAAAUCCAAGAAGGUGACAAUCCACAUCAUAGUUACAUUUCAAUUGAUACUCAAAACUAUGAGCAGCCAUAUGGUGGUCGUCCUAGGCCGCCAAAUACGAUAAGAAAGCAUCCUGGCCAUACCUCCCCUUCAAUACUCGAUGAGCAAGGCUAUUUACAACCCCGAUCUUCUGUACAUGAUUGCUUGCCUCAAACCCAUUCGUCCAUACAUAGA
Molecule: messenger RNA, 4029 nt
Organism: Brenthis ino (lesser marbled fritillary)
Lineage: Eukaryota; Metazoa; Arthropoda; Insecta; Lepidoptera; Nymphalidae
Source: the annotation of a GenBank genome assembly